Molecule: messenger RNA, 3261 nt
Organism: Ficedula albicollis (Collared flycatcher)
Lineage: Eukaryota; Metazoa; Chordata; Aves; Passeriformes; Muscicapidae
Gene: FBXO30
Product: F-box protein 30
Exons: 4
Coding region: 578-2854 (758 amino acids)
Molecular function (GO): zinc ion binding; ubiquitin protein ligase activity; protein binding
Source: RefSeq, a predicted model, not a curated record
UAAAUGUUUUUGUGAACUAUCUAUUUUGCUGCAUAUUGGUCAGGUCAUUGUCUACUAAGAAGGGUAUAUGUUUAACAGAAAAAAUAGCUUGAUAUGGACAGAAUACAUGACAAUGCACUUCAGUGUAGGAUGUUGGAGAGAAGUUGCUUUCAUAGGCUAUUUACUUUAAAUUUGUUUUCUCAUUUUGCUAUGGGAGCUGGUUAAACUUGUGUAGUAAGACCUGAAACGGUACAUUAAUGAGAUGUUUGGCCUGAUUUCUGAAAGUAUGCAGAGGUCAGGAAUUCUUCGGCAGCAGCAUGUAUGAAUUAAAAUAUUACGUAAGAAGGAUUUAUUUUUGGUUUCUUUUGGGUGGUUAAAACUACCUACUGUAAUACAGAAUCCAUUGUUUUUUCCAGUGGUUCUGUUUCUGGUUACUGAGAAAUGGCUUAUUUUCCUCCCUGCUUUUCUGGAAGAUUUAAUCUGCAGCAGUCGAGGAGUCACACUGUGUUCAAGUUCAGAAGUGCUUUACACAUGAAAUCUACUGGUUCUCUAGCUGAUUCUGCCCUGUCACCAUCUCAACAGAAUUGGACUUACAGUCAUGGAGGACCAUCAGCAACACUUACACUGUGUGAACUGUGUCAGCCGUCGUUGUAUGACCAGACCAGAGCCGGGCAUUUCCUGUGAUUUGGUUGGCUGCCCCUUGGUUUGUGGAGCAGUUUUUCACUCAUGUAAAGCUGAGGAACAUCGCAUGUUAUGUCCACUUGAAAGAGUGCCUUGUUUGAAUAGUGGCUUUGGAUGUCCCUUCGUAGUAGCCCGAAAUAAAAUUGCUGAUCACCUAGAAGUUUGUCCAGCAAGUGUGGUAUGUUGUACCAUGGAGUGGAAUAGAUGGCCAGUCAGUUAUGCUGACCGAAAAUCUUAUGAAAACCUGAGUAAAGAUGUUGAUGAAGUGGAGCAGCUAGAUAUGGCUUUAGCUCUUCAAGACCAGCGCAUGUUAUUAGAAUCACUUAAAGUAGCAACUAUGAUGUCAAAAGCUGGGGAUCAAAUACCAGAAUCCAGAGAGCAAACCUCUGUCAAAUCAAGUGCCCCCGAUACAGUGCAUACCAAUGGUUUGAUGCCUGUAGAUGAGGAGUCCUAUGAUGCACUUUAUCAAGCUACUGUAGAAACAACGAGGAGUUUAGCUGCUGCUCUGGAUAUCCUGAACACUGCUACAAGGGACAUUGGUAUAUUAAGUUCAAACCUCUGCAUUUCACCACAUGAAACGAAAGAAGAUCCCAAGAUUAAAGAACAAGCUUCUAGUGGCAUUAUUCAGGAUAAAAAGUCUGACCCUGAAAAUGCAGAUGAAGAUAAUGUAGGAGCAGUUGGGGGAAUGAACUUUGAUAGCCUGAGUCAAAAUUCACAAAUGGAGCAAAAUGGCUCUUGUGAUAUUUGUUAUGAUGUAGUGCAAAACCAUGACUUAAAUCUAAACUUGAGUAACUCCUCACUUCUGUGUAAUGGCUUUCAUGUAGAAAAUGAAUGUUCAGAAGUGUUGAACCACAGUGAAGAUCUUGGUAUAUCUAAUUCAAAACCGUCCAGUGUAGCAAAUGGUGAAUGUACUGCGUCUCAUGAUGAUGAAGCAUUACAGUCUGGCGGCUCCUGCCCUGUAACAGCACAAGUUGAAGUAAUACCAGCUGAUCACUUAGUUAAUGGCAAUGCUAAUGAUGUACAACUUCCUCAUAGUGCUAAUGAAGAAGAAAUGUUAGAGAGACAAGUGGAGCAAGAAAGAUUGAGAAACAUAGAUGCAUUUUCACUUUUACGACAUCGAUCGUACAGGUUCCUUGUUAACCAUUAUUGGUCAACACCAAAAGAAGACAAAGCUGUUGAUACUUCAGAUUUGGAGAUAACAGAAGAUCCUAUGGGUCUUCAGGGAAUUGAUCUAAUCACUGCAGCUCUGUUGUUUUGCCUAGGAGAUUCUCCCGGAGGUAGGGGGAUAUCGGAAAGUCGCGCUGUUGAUGUGUAUCACGUUGACUUUGGGACCCAAACAUUUUCUCUCCCAUCUGCUAUAUUGGCCACAAAUACAAUGGUGGGGGAAAUAGCUUCAGCUUCUGCAUGUGAUCAUGCCAACCCACAGCUCUCAAAUCCAAGUCCAUUCCAGACCCUUGGAUUGGAUUUGGUAUUGGAAUAUGUGGCUAGAUACCAAACAAAACAGCGUUCAAUGUUUACAUUUGUUUGUGGACAGUUGUUUAGAAGGAAUGAAUUUUCAUCACAUUUUAAGAAUGUGCAUGGAGAUAUUCAUGCUGGCCUUAAUGGCUGGAUGGAGCAGAGGUGCCCUUUGGCAUAUUAUGGGUGUACAUAUUCUCAACGAAGGUUUUGCCCUUCAACGCAAGGGGCAAAAAUUAUUCAUGACCGCCACUUACGGUCAUUUGGAGUUCAGCCUUGUAUAUCCACAGUAUUAGUAGAACCAGCAAAAAGCUGCUUAAUUGGACUACACAAUGACCAUCUGAGUAGUCUACCUUUUGAGGUGCUGCAGCACAUUGCUAGUUUUCUAGAUGGCUUUAGUUUAUGUCAGCUCUCAAGAGUGUCACGUUUAAUGAGAGAUGUGUGUGGAAGCUUGCUUCAGGCACGUGGAAUGGUGAUACUGCUUUGGGAGAAGAGAAAGUGCCCAGAAGGAAGUUCUUGGCAGGUAAAAGAAAAGGUUUGGCGCUUCAGUACAGCCUUUUGUACUGUGAAUGAGUGGAAGUUUGCUGACAUCGUGAGCAUGGCUGACCACUUGAAGAAGUGCAGCUACAACGCUGUGGAGAGGCGAGAGGAGGCUGUGCCGCUGCCAUGUAUGUGUGUGACACGAGAGCUCACCAAGGAGGGACGUUCACUGCGCUCUGUUUUGAAACCAGUACUCUAAGUAUUGCAGCCACUCCAAUUGCACAUACACUCAAGCACCUGAUAUAACCUCGGUAAUAUUAUGAGACACUUUAUUAAUGUACUAAAGAUACUUUCUAGCUGAAUCUACUCUGUCACUGUGUAUAUAAGGUUUGAAGUGACAUUUAUUUUUUAUAAUACUGUUUAGCUGGAAAGUAAUGAAAGUUGCCUUAACGUUUGAAAAAUUCGGAACUUGCUGGACAGGGUAGUUUUAUCUAACUUAUAUAAUUUAAGAACAAAAUCCUAAGGUGUGUUUUCUGAUUCACUGGUGCCCAUGUAGCUGUUGACUGAUAUCAUUUCCAAAAUGGCCUCUAAAUGGUAUCCACAUUUGGAUAGGAAACACUGAAUUGUAGUGAAAGAAAGGUCCUGUCCAAAUCCUGUACCUUCUGU